AUGAUCGGGUUUUUUAAUAUAUUGCAGCAUCUCCCUCCCGACACUCUUCAUCAUGUUUGCGUCCAAGCUGAAAGACAACUCACUUCUGCUGGAGGAUCACAUCAACCCAGAGCCUCUGGAGCCCCGAAGCCACCGCACUCUCUGAGCGGUGGAAGUAUGAGCGUAGACACGAACCGACUUGCCGCUUUUAUUGAGUUCCGCACCCUCCCAAUUGGUGAGUUGAUCAUCCACUUUCAUAUUUUUAGCCUUCUUCCUCGUGGAAACUCUGUCAACGUUUCAAUUCACUAUUAA
Messenger RNA from Protopolystoma xenopodis, 291 nucleotides. NCBI's taxonomy places the organism in Eukaryota, Metazoa, Platyhelminthes, Monogenea, Polystomatidea, Polystomatidae. The record is from the annotation of a GenBank genome assembly.